Chionomys nivalis (European snow vole) is the source of this 3102-nucleotide messenger RNA. RefSeq names its product vascular cell adhesion molecule 1 (gene Vcam1). Gene Ontology annotation, biological process: cell-cell adhesion. Gene Ontology annotation, molecular function: integrin binding. The transcript is spliced from 9 exons. Bases 168 to 2369 code for a protein of 733 amino acids. Gene Ontology annotation, cellular component: membrane. Lineage: Eukaryota; Metazoa; Chordata; Mammalia; Rodentia; Cricetidae. The record is from RefSeq and is a predicted model, not a curated record.
UCCCUCCGCCUCUCCAGCAAGACCCUUUAUAAAUAAGAGCAGACUUUCUAUUUCACGCACACCAGCCUGGCUGGCUUUGGAAGCUGAACACUUUUCCCAGACACUUUCACGUGGGACACAAAGAAGGCUUUGGAGCUUCCAUUUCGUCACCCCAGCAGCGACUUGAAAUGCCUGAGAAGAUGGUCACGAUCUCUGAAGCCUCAGCGGUACUUUGGAUACUGUUUGCAGCUUCUCAAGCUUUUGAAGUCGAGAUCUCCCCUACAUAUAGAACGAUGGCUCAGAUUGGGAGCUCCAUGUCCCUGACUUGCAAAACCACAGGCUGUGUGUCCCCAUCUUUCUCUUGGAGAACCCAGAUAGACAGUCCGCUCAGUGCGAAGAUGUGGAAAAAUGAGACCGCAUCCAUCCUGACCAUGGAUCCUGUCAGUUUUGAGAAUGAACACUUUUACGUGUGCACAGUAUAUUGCGGAUCGGUGAAACUGGAAAGAGGGAUCCAGGUGGACAUCUACUCAUUCCCUAAGGAUCCAGAGAUUCAGCUGAGUGGUCCCCUGGAGGUUGGGAAGCCUGUCAUGGUCAAGUGUUUGGCCUCUGAUGUUUACCCAUCUGAUAGAUUGGAAAUGGAACUCUUCAAAGGUGACCAACUCCUGAAGACAGAGCUGUUUAUAGAAGAGAUGGAGAAGAAGUCUCUGGAAACCAAGAGUUUGGAAGUCAGCUUUACUCCUGGCCUUGAGGAUAUUGGGAAAGCUCUUGUUUGCCAAGCUAACUUACACAUUGAGCCGGAGCCCCAAAAAAGGGAGAAGGUCAACACACUGCAAGUCUACACCUCUCCCAAAAAUACAGUUAUCUCUGUACAUCCCUCCAGAAGUCUUCAAGAGGGUGACACUGUGACAAUGACAUGUUCCAGUGAGGGUUUACCAGCUCCCGAGAUUUUCUGGAGCAAGAAAUUAGAUAAUGGAAAUCUGAAGCUCCUCUCAGGAAAUGCAACUCUUACCUUAGUUGCUAUGAGAACGGAAGAUUCUGGAAAUUACGUGUGUGAAGGAGUUAAUCUGGUUGGGAGAAAUAAAGCAGAAGUGGAAUUAACUGUUCAAGAGAAACCAUUAACUGUCGACAUCUCCCCCGGAUCCUGGGUGGCUGCGCAGGUUGGAGACUCAGUUGUACUCACAUGCACUGUUGUUGGCUGUGACUCCCCCACUUUUUCUUGGAGGACUCAGAUAAACGGCUCCCUUAACGGGGAGGUGAGGAGAGCGGGGGCCACAUCCACACUGACACUGAGUCCUGUGAGCUUUGAGGAUGAAAACUCUUACCUGUGCACUGUGACCUGUGCUCGGAGGAAACUGGAAAAGGAAAUCCAGGUGGAGGUCUACUCAUUUCCCGAAGACCCAGAAAUUGAGAUCAGCGGGUCCCUUGUGCACGGGAGGCCUGUCACCGUAAACUGCACAGUCCCUAACGUGUACCCUUUUGACCAUCUGGAGAUUGAGUUACUGAAGGGGGAGACCACGCUGAAGAGUAAACACUUUAAUGAGGAAAUGGGCAUAAAAUCCUUAGAGACCAAAAGUUUGGAAAUGACCUUCAUCCCCACCAGUGAAGAUACUGGGAACGAGCUUGUUUGUCUGGCUAAGUUACACAGUGGCCAAAUGGAAUCUGAACCCAAACAAAGACAGAGUACACAGACUCUUUAUGUCCAUGUUGCCCCCAAGGAAACCACCAUCUGGGUCAGCCCCUCUCCCAUCCUAGAGGAGGGCAGUCCCGUGAACCUCACCUGCUCAAGUGAUGGCUUUCCAGCUCCAAAAAUUCUAUGGAGCAGGCAGCUGAACAACGGGGAAUUGCAACCUCUUUCUGAAGAUGCAAUGCUCACCUUAAUGUCUACAAAACUGGAAGAUUCUGGCAUUUAUGUCUGCGAAGGGAUUAACCAGGCUGGAAUUAGCAAAAAAUCAGUUGAACUGAUUAUCCAAGGCUCUCCGAAAGAUAUACAACUCACAGCCUUUCCCUCUGAGAGCGUGAAGGAGGGAGAAACCGUCAUUAUCUCCUGCACCUGUGGAAGCGUGCCUGAAACGUGGAUAAUCCUGAAGAAGAAAGCCAAGACAGGAGACAUGGUAUUAAAGUCCGUUGACGGUGCGUACACCAUCCGCAAGGCCCAGCUCCAGGACGCUGGAGUGUACGAGUGUGAAUCUAAAACCGAAGUUGGCUCACAGUUACGAAGUUUAACCCUUGAUGUAAAAGGAAGAGAAAAUAUUUUUUCUCCCGAGCUCCUUGCCCUCUACUGUGCCUCCUCCUUGAUAAUACCUGCCAUCGGGGUGAUCAUUUACUUCGCAAGAAAAGCCAACAUGAAGGGCUCAUAUAGCCUGGUAGAAGCAGAGAAAUCAAAGGUGUAGCCAACGUCUGAAGUGUUCCAGAAAAGACACUAUUUAUAAGCCCCCAAUCCUCCAUAGUCUUUAUCAUCCCACCGCCAACCCCCCACACAAACCAAGCUAAGCGUUCGGAGUUCCCAGAACUCUUCUCGGUAGAGAAGGAAAAGAAGUGGAUGUUUGAGGCUUGGCUGAAGGCAAGAAGCCAACCAGAGCUGUUCUUCUUGACAAGUCCCUGUCAUUGAGGAACAGUCCCAUGAUGUGUAUAUAAAUAGCAGAAUCUGUAUAUAUGUAAAAUAAAAUUAUGUCAUAGAACUAUUGUUUAGAAUAGCAGCACUCCAUAGGCCGGUCAGAACAUAAACAGUGUUGCUUGGACUGACUGUUGUAACUUAAUGCAUCUUAGAAAAGUUUAAUAUUAAUAUUAAUAUUGAUUAGGCAGCUGACCAGUGCCACCUUCUCUUAAUAUUUUGUUUCCUUCAACCUAAUUUUAUUCCUAUGAAUUUUUAUUGACAAUGAUUUCAUGUUUUAGAACAAAGCCAGGGUUUUAUAUUUUUAUAGGCAAAUGAUAAGGAAGGCACUGGGUUGACUUUCAGGUACUACAUUCCUAAUUCAUGGCAGACUGAAUAACCAGUUUUCUCUGCAUGGUACUGUAUGGUACGGGGACAUGUUUCUUCAUCGGGAUCUUGUGUAAUGACUAACGUGGUUUAAAAUGUGGCUUCUUUGACUCAUCUUUUGUAAACAGCAUAGUAAAGUGAAACUU